Messenger RNA from Carya illinoinensis, 1069 nucleotides. Its product is annotated as G-type lectin S-receptor-like serine/threonine-protein kinase LECRK4. Lineage: Eukaryota; Viridiplantae; Streptophyta; Magnoliopsida; Fagales; Juglandaceae. Gene Ontology annotation, biological process: protein phosphorylation. The transcript has a single exon. The coding region runs from base 8 to 1054 and encodes 348 amino acids. Gene Ontology annotation, molecular function: ATP binding; protein kinase activity. The record is from RefSeq and is a predicted model, not a curated record.
GGGAAGAAUGAAACAACUGAGAAUGGGCGUCGUAAUUGGCAGUUUUGCACUUUUAAUUGUGCUAGCUCUUUCUGCAUUUCUGAUCUUGCGAUACCGUCGUUGGUCAUACAAAAAGGUUAUGUACGAAGUUAAUGAAGCUGGAUUUAUUGAGGAUGUCUCUCUACGAGCAUUUACUUACUGUCAACUCGAAGUUGCAACGAAUGGCUUUGUCGAACAACUGGGAAGGGGCUCUUUUGGGACAGUUUUCAAGGGCGCUUUAUCAAAUGGGCAGAGGAAAAUUGCUGUCAAAAGACUUGAAAAAGUGGCGGCUGAAGGAGACUUGGAAUUCCGGAAAGAGAUGAGGUCUAUUGGAAGAACACACCAUAGAAACCUAGUUCAGCUACUAGGUUACUGCCAUGACGGUCCCAACAGGCUAUUGGUGUAUGAGUAUAUGAGCAAUGGAACACUGUCUGACUACCUUUCCAAAUCUCAAAUAAAGCCAAACUGGGAAGAAAGAAUUAAAAUCUCUUUAAAUAUUGCUAUAGGGAUCCUCUACUUACACGAGGAAUGCGAGACCCAAAUUAUUCACUGUGACCUCAAUCCCAACAACAUAUUAAUAGACGAGCAGGGGUGUGCAAAAAUUGCAGAUUUUGCAUUGGCAAAGCUAUUGAUGCCAGACCAUUCCCGGACUCUAACCGGGAUAAGAGGAACAAGAGGGUAUGUUGCCCCUGAGUGGCACAAGAACUUGCCCAUCACAGUAAAAGCAGAUGUGUAUAGUUUUGGAGUUGUGUUCUUGGUCAUUAUAUGCUGUCGCAGGAGCAUUGAUGUCAAUGCUCCCGAAGAAGAGGCUAUUCUUGUUAACUGGGUCUACGACUGUUUCAAGGCUAAUGAAGUUAGCAAGCUGGUGCCUGAAGAAGUUGAUCAGCAAUGCUUGGAGAGGAUGAUUAGAAUUGGGUUGUGGUGCAUAGAAGAAGACCCAGCAGCUCGCCUUUCAAUUAAGAAGGUGGUUCAGAUGUUGGAAGGAACCGUAGAGAUACCCGAACCUCCAUGCGCACAAUCUUCAUUUCAGCAUUAGUUCUUCAUUACACAU